GGCCAAGUGGGAACUACAAUUGCAGUGGGGGCCUGAUAAGAUUAGCGAAAGGCGUGAGCCAUGCUUGCCAAUAUAUAAACGGUGUUCCCGUCGAAAGCCGCACAGAUUGUUUUUGUUUACCGAAACCAACUAGCUACCAACAUGCCCACCUUUGAGGAGAUCGUCGAGAAGGCCAAGAACUUCAAGAACCUGCCCAGCAAGGAGGAGUUCCUCGAGUUCUACGGCUACUACAAGCAGGCCACCGUGGGCGACUGCAACAUCGAGGAGCCGGAGGAUGAGGAGAAGAAGGCCCGCUACAACGCCUGGAAGAGCAAGGCCGGUCUGACCGCCGACGAUGCCAAGGCUUACUACAUCGAGGUCUACAAGAAGUACGCUCCCCAGUACGAAUAAGCAGUGCCUUUCCCUGGCAAACCCUAGUCCUAGACCCUUUCCUGGGGCCUUUUAAGAAUGCAUGUGAAUAGCUUUGUAACUCUCUGUAUUUAUUGUAAUUUUAUAAUAAACCAAACACCUAUGCAUUUAACAUGAA
Messenger RNA from Drosophila biarmipes, 526 nucleotides. It is a transcript of the gene Acbp6, whose product is annotated as acyl-CoA-binding protein. Gene Ontology annotation, biological process: fatty acid metabolic process. The coding region runs from base 142 to 390 and encodes 82 amino acids. Gene Ontology annotation, molecular function: long-chain fatty acyl-CoA binding. The record is from RefSeq and is a predicted model, not a curated record. The transcript is spliced from 2 exons. NCBI's taxonomy places the organism in Eukaryota, Metazoa, Arthropoda, Insecta, Diptera, Drosophilidae.